CUCCUUUGGGCGCUCGGACCGAGCCCGAGGCGGGGGCAGCGGCGAGAGCCCCCUGCUGUCCCCGGUUCUCCCCCUACCCCCGGCCGCAGCGCGGCACUGAGGCGCCCGGUCCCGGGAGCCUGCAGUCCGUGUCGGACAUCCUUACUCCUCCCCCUUCUCCUCCUCCUCCUCCUCCCCCCACCCUUCUCGUCCUCCUCCUCUUUUUCCUUCCUCCCACCCCGGCCGGCGGAGCCCCAGAGGCAUAGGCGCAGGCACGCACGCGCGGGCACACUGACCCGGCAGCCCCACGAGCGCGCGCGGUGCGCGCCCCUUCCCCGGCUCGCACGCGGGCGGUGUGUGAGUGUGUGUGAGGAGUGUGAGUGUGUGUGUGAGAGGGAGUGAGUGUGAGUGUGCGCGCGCGCUGCGCAGCUCAGCGCAGCGCUCGGGGCCGGGCUGGGCCGGGCCGGGCCGGGGGCAGCGAGGAUGGAAGGCGGUGCGUACGGAGCUGGCAAGGCUGGGGGCGCCUUCGACCUCCAGACCUUCAUCCGGCAGCCCCACACCGUGCUGCGUCUGGUGUCCUGGCUGUUUGCCAUUGUUGUCUUUGGCUCCAUCGUGAAUGAGGGUUACAUAAACGAUUCGAAGGAGAGUGAGAAAUUCUGCAUCUACAACCGGAACCGCAACGCCUGCAACUACGGAGUCACUGUGGGCGUCCUGGCCUUCCUCACCUGCGUUCUCUACCUGGCCCUGGAUGUCUACUUCCCUCAGAUCAGCAGCGUCAAAGACCGGAAGAAGGCUGUGAUCUCGGACAUCGGUGUCUCGGCCUUCUGGGCAUUCCUCUGGUUUGUUGGUUUCUGUUUCUUGGCCAACCAGUGGCAGGUCUCUAAACCCGAACACAAUCCUAUGAACGAGGGGUCAGAUGCAGCUCGAGCGGCCAUCACCUUCUCCUUCUUCUCCAUCUUUACCUGGGUGGGCCAGGCGGUGCUGGCCUUCCAGAGGUACCGGAUCGGCGCUGACUCGGCCCUCUUCUCCCAGGACUACACGGACCCGAGCCAGGAUUCAACCAUGCCUUAUGCCCCCUACGCCAAUGAGCCGGAGGCUGGGCCCGACAUUGGCGGCUCCUACCAGCAGCCUGCCAAUGCCUUUGAUGCCGAGACCCAGGGCUACCAGACACAGGGGUACUGAGCCAGUGACGGCCCCUCCUGCCCCCCCCUCGCCUCCGCGUCCAGAGGCAAAGACACCCCCAUUGCCUUCUCCCUCCCCAGCCCCCCAGCUGUUGCACACUCACGCACACACCCAGUCCACACUUGCUCUCCUCUCCCAGCCCCGUCCUCUAGCUCAGUGGAGUCUGUGUCCGUCCUCUCCCUCUCCAAUUUUAUUAGAAAUGUCUCUGAAUUCCACCGGGUCCUAGGGGACAUCCAGGGAGGGGCUGACCGUCCAGGAGAGGAGGCCGGUGUCCAUCCUAGGGGCCCGUGGCUGUGGCUGAGGGGGGCAGGGAGUGUGUGUGAGUGUGUGUGUGUCUGUGUGUGUGACACGUGUAUCACCAGAAGGUGGACGUAUUUGAGAAAGUGUAAGUACAUUUGUCUGUCAAGGGCUUGGCGUGGAGGGGUCCCACUGGCAAAAGGGCCCAGUGUGGGGGGAGGGCACUGGAUUCGAGUGCGUUUCCCCAUCGGUUCACGAAGCACUGAUCCCGAUGCCCUCUCUCCGCUCCCUCCCACCCAUCGCAGCCUUCCCCCUCAGACCCUGGGCUCCUUUUCCAGGCUCCUGGUGCUGCAGGGCCCUUUCAGUGUUAUUGCCAUUUCUGGGGUCUCCGGUUGGCUCGGACGGGCAGGAUUAACAGGUGCCAGGGCCCAUCCCUGUUGACCUGCAUGUCCUCUUGGUCCCAGUGCUUUCCAGAUCAAAGAGAAGGCGCUCGUCACCUUCCCCGGCUCCCCAAUCCAGGGGUACAGGGACCUCACUCUCCCCGUCCAACAAUGCCCACACAGGAACUCGCCUUCCUCCCACUGGAGAUCAGCUGAGUCGUUCCCAGGCCGCUGAAUGUCCCUCAAAGAGCUCCCUUUCCUUUCUGUCCUGCGCCCAAUUUCCCCGCAGUUGCUGGCUCCUUCAGCCUCUGUGGAACUGCAGUGACCCAGUUGUGAAUCCCAGCAUCCUAUGGGGACAGCCAGCACCAGAGCAGCCUCCUGCACUCCGUGCUCCCAACAAUCCCCAACCUCCUCUACCCCCCCCGCCCCCCAAAUCCAGCUCAACGAUCCAUCUUUGUGUCUCUGUCCUGCCUCAUUUAGGCCGUCCCACACACAUGUUUUGUACUAGUCGGGCUUUUAUGUGGCCACACUAUAGAUGGUCUGGGUGUGUCGAGCAUCUGGCUCCUGAAUCAGCACUUCUAAAACAUCUUUCUUUCCGGGUCCAGCCUUGUGUGAGGUAACGAGUCUGAGAUUCAAGCUGAGGGAGAUGGGGUCCUUGUCCUCGAGGAGCUCACGGUCCCACCUAGAACUGUUUGAUACUGGGUUGGGCUGGUGAUUUCUUAGGGGGAAGGAGAAAAUGUAGACAGGUCCCUUCUUAGUCAUUCAACACUCCUGAGGUCCUGAGGUGAAAUAUUUGCCCUGGAUCACAAAUAAGACUGAAAACAAUCUUUGACUUUGAGGCUGGCUGGCUGGCUCUCUAUCCAUUAGGCUACACUGCCUCUUACUGCAAAGCAUGGGACCUUUGGCUAGAGUGAAAGGAAUGAGAGGUGGAAGGGAGAAAAGCCUGGAAAGGCAAGUUGGGCCUCCCAGAGAGCCUUGAAUGCCAGCUGCACACCUGGUCCCAUCUCCCAGAGUACCUGCUCACACCCGCUGCCACCCCCUCCCCUUUUGUUAGGACCUUGAUGUAGAAUAUCCAGCCUCAUCCGCCCCCCUUAUCUGGAGGGUGAAGGAAUAGCCUUAGGUCCAGAGAAAAGCAUGAGAAGGGUCAGGAGGCAGGUUAAUGGGCAGGGCUGGAACCUGGCUCCUCCAACCCCAAGUCCAGUGUUUACAUAAUGCUCCUGUUGCUUCACACGACCAUGUGCCCGAUGUCACAUAGCAAAUGACAGAGGAGAGAGGGAGGGGAGCCCAGACUGGCUGCCUCCUUCCAGACCACUCUGGCCCCAUUAUCCACAGAUAGGCCCUUGUCUCAGGGAAGCCGCAGGGUCCACUGGAGAACAGACUUCUAGUAACUAUAGGAACACUAUAUAUGGGUAGGGAAGUCCAGCUGUAACUCCACCUCCCCCCCGCCCCCAAUCCUCAAGGCUGGCGAGAUCAUGGAAUAGGCUGUGGAGGAGGAUGCCAGUGGGGAAAGGGGCUGCAAACUGUCCUAUUUGGAUCAGAUGAAGGAACUGGGGAGGAGAGAAAACUUGGGACAGGAUGAAGCUUUUCUUUAGUAUCUGAAAGGCCAUUAUGGGGAAGAGGCAUUAAAGGGCAGUAGUGAAAAGAGCUGGGGAUCUGGAGGCAGAAGUUGGGUUCAUAUCCCACCACUGGCUUGUGUGUGACCUGGGAGAUACCCCUUUCCCCAUGUCAGCCUUCACCUAUACAAUGACAAGUUGGACCGGACAGCCUCCAAAUCGAUCUCAUCAGUGGGGAUCUUGAAGGUCCCUCUUCUGUUGGCAUUUUGUGAGUCUAUGACCUAAUUAGCAAUGAUGAAUGGAAAUUGGAGGAAAGCCCAUUUGGGCUCCAUGGAAGGGACGGAAUUAUUUAAAAAGCAUAGUCUAUUUAAAGAGGCAGUGAGCCGUCUGUCACUAAAAGCCUUCCAACCGUGGCUGGGUAUAAAGGCUUUGACAGAGGCAGGGAGGGGACUAGAUGCCUUUUGAAUUCCUUUCCAAUUCAAGUAUUUGUUCUGGUUCACCGCUAGUAAAGUCAGUCCGCUCUCAGAUCUAGUUUACUCAUCCACAAAUGGAGGGUUUUGAUCUCUGCCUUCAUGGAAUGUUGUAAAGUCCAAAUGAGGGAAUGGGGGUGAAAAAAACCUCAAAAUGAUAUUCAUCUGUGAGAGAUUCAAGGAGUUCUACCCUAGCAACCCUCUUCUAUACACGUCCCACCCCAUGAUCACCUCCACUGAGGUCACCAGAACUCAUAUUGGGACAAAAUUCCUGGGCUUUGAUCUGCCUGAUACUGGAGACCCUGGACAAAGCCCUUAGGCCUUGGAGGCCUCGGUUGCCUCAUCUGGAAAGUGGGAGUGCAUCUUACCUACCUGGAGGCAAGGUGCUGGACCAUAUGACCUCAGCUCAGGCUGGUGAGCUGGUGGGUGUGGUAGAAGAAGGGGGUGCUCAUGGGGGAUCAUUUUCUCUCUGCUGGAUUCCAACUCCAGCCAAGGUCUCAUUCAGUCAUAUCCAACCCCAUAUAUUCUGCCCCUGCCUUGAUCCUAAUCAUGGAUUUCCUCACCCCCACUUAGCUCCCAGGAGGUCCAUGACGGGCUUCAGACCUGUAGAUUUUCUGGGGUGCCUCCAGCAGAUCCCAGAUCUGUUUGAUAGGACUGUGGUGCUUUUAUAGGAAGCAAGCAUCUAAUUUUCUUCAAGAUGAACCCAGGAUUUUUACCUCCUAGUCUGAUGCCCCAUUCAUUUCCCAAGUUCCUCACUAUUUCUAGGUCCUCACUGCCCCCCAGACUUCCUUCAGCUCACCAAGGGCUCCUAAUUGUUUUUUCUCCUUAGAUCUUGCCUUUCUGCCUGGUCCUGGUCCUGGCUAAAUCUGGGUCCAAGAAUCCUUCAUGGAAAACAGGGUGGCCUAAAGGGCCACUUUGGGUCAAUGCUCCCCACAUCAAGAAUUAUCCCUGUCCCUCUGCCUCUCAACGCUGCUCCCACUGACUGCAUCCUUGGGGUGUCUAUAGACCUAACUGGGUGUUCCAUCCUUCCCUCUCCCCUCUUUCCGCAGCAUUACUGCCUGUGUAUAGUAUAAAUAUAUAUUUUAUAUAUAUGAUGUAUAAUAUAAGGCUAUACAAAUAUCUAUGUGUGUGUGUGUGUGGGUGAAUGUGAGAAAGUGGUAAAGGAUGGUCAGCUCCAGGAGGACCACAUAGUAGGAUGUUCUUCUGGCUCUCCCCAGUGUAUCCAGACUCCUCCCCUACCCACCAGCCCUUGGCCACCCCAUCCGGUUGCCUGAGAGGGAUUCUCAGAACCUGUGUUGGCUCCGUCCUCUAUAUUUGUGCUGAACCAAGUGAAGGUGGUGACUACUGGUGAUGUAUCAAUAAAGUGGUGUUCCAAACCCAA
Messenger RNA from Antechinus flavipes (yellow-footed antechinus), 5182 nucleotides. It is a transcript of the gene SYNGR1, whose product is annotated as synaptogyrin 1. The record is from RefSeq and is a predicted model, not a curated record. Lineage: Eukaryota; Metazoa; Chordata; Mammalia; Dasyuromorphia; Dasyuridae. The transcript has 4 exons. Gene Ontology annotation, cellular component: synaptic vesicle membrane; neuromuscular junction. The coding region runs from base 463 to 1161 and encodes 232 amino acids.